AUGCUUUCAGCAACCAUUUCUUCCUACCCGGAUGUCCCACAAGGGAUGCAGAUAUCCUCCAUGACUGAAGACAUUAUUUCUUCCUCUCUUGAAGUAAACUCGGGGGCAGAUUCUCACCCAAGCUCUCUCCUCUCCAAUUUUUCCAUUCUCAAGGAAAAGGUUUUUCAGGUGGAGUCACUGAUCAGCAUCCUGAACUCACUAAAUCAUAGCCAAACUGAAUUAUCAGCGUCCUUAGCCGCAGUCAGCAUGGAUACCGUAAUCCAAGAAAUAAUCAUGACCACCUCCUCAAUGACUUUCAUAUGCCAACAAAUGGCUCUUGGUUUCACUUCUGCCGGCAGUACUAGCAACCAUGAAUUGCAGCAGCAGCAGCAGCAACAGUGUCGACAGAAUCGAUUUCCUCAAUCAAACUUCGGAAACAAUCGUGAUGGGAUCGUAAUCCAAGAAGGAGAGCAGGGUUUCUAUUCUGGCUACAUGGUUGAGUGGAAUGAUGAAAGCUACAACAAUUCCAGUAACAAGGAUGAAAACCGGAGUGUUAUCACCGGAAACAACAAAAAGAUUGGAGACGGAGAACGUCUUUCGCUGGAAUAUGAUGUCAUCCAAUUGGAAGCUGCUGAUAUAUUGGCUAAGUACACACAUUAUUGCCAAGUUUGUGGAAAAGGGUUCAAGCGAGACGCUAAUCUGAGAAUGCACAUGAGGGCUCACGGAGAUGAAUACAAGACCAUUGCAGCUUUAGGCAACCCCAUGAAGAAUGGGAUGGGCAACAGAAAAGGUUUGAGGGAAUUGCCUAGGAAAUAUUCGUGCCCACAAGAAGGGUGUAGGUGGAAUCAAAAGCAUGCAAAGUUCCAGCCUCUGAAAUCCAUCGUUUGCGUAAAGAAUCACUACAAAAGGAGCCAUUGCCCGAAGAUUUAUGUUUGCAAGCGAUGUAACCACAAACAGUUCUCGGUGCUGUCUGAUCUACGAACACAUGAGAAGCACUGCGGGGAUCAGAAAUGGCAAUGUUCGUGCGGAACCACAUUUUCUCGAAAAGACAAACUCAUGGGACAUGUUGCUUUGUUCUUUGGGCACACCCCGUUGAAUAGCUCUUUUAUAAAUCAAGCAUAA
Messenger RNA from Carya illinoinensis, 1101 nucleotides. Its product is annotated as protein SENSITIVE TO PROTON RHIZOTOXICITY 2-like. The transcript has a single exon. The record is from RefSeq and is a predicted model, not a curated record. Lineage: Eukaryota; Viridiplantae; Streptophyta; Magnoliopsida; Fagales; Juglandaceae. Bases 1 to 1101 code for a protein of 366 amino acids. Gene Ontology annotation, biological process: response to aluminum ion; response to acidic pH.